AUGUACAUCUGUGACUUUCGGCUUCUGCUGUAUCUACAGUUGGACAUGCUUUUUACACUGUUUGUUGUACUGCAAGCUGUGAGUAAUACACAGGCCAUAGCCUUAGAUCCCUGCUCAGCGUACAUCAGUCUGAAUGAACCAUGGAGGAGCACUGACUACCAUGUCAACAACUCUGCAGGCGUCCCUCUGUGCGACCGGCAUGUAUCAGGGGAAUGGUAUCGCUUCACGGGUAUGGCUGGAGAUGCUAUGCCAACCUUCUGUAUCCAAGAAAACCACUGUGGAACCCAUGCGCCCAUUUGGCUGAAUGGGAGUCACCCUGGGCCUGGUGAUGGCAUUGUUACUCUAUCUGCCUGUGCUAGCUUCAAUAAUAACUGCUGCCAUUGGACAGCUAGUGUGGAGGUAAAGGCCUGUCCGAGGGGUUACUAUGUCUAUCGUUUACCCCGACCCUCUGUCUGCUUCCACGUCUACUGUGGCCAUUUCUAUGACAUAUGCGAUGAGGUGGAGUGUACAGGAUCUGACUGUCCCGUCGAGCCCGAAUGUCGCUGCUCUGAGGGAACCAUUCUAGGCCCUGAUGCACAAACAUGUCUGGAUGUGAAUGAGUGUGAGAAAGGGAAUGGAGGAUGCGCAGAGCUAUGCAUAAACACCAAGGGCUCUCGGCGAUGUGAAUGUGGACGCGGUAAAGUACUGGACGUGGAUGGGAGAAGCUGUAAAGAGACCGCAGGAUGUGACAAUGUGAACGGAGGCUGUAGCCAUGGAUGCUCAUCAGAGGACGACUCCUAUUACUGUCACUGUCCCUGGGGACUGAUGCUGGGAGAUGACAAACGGACCUGUCAGGUCCCUGUGCAGUGUGAUCCUAGUUCCAUAGAAGUCUCGGUUCCCAAAGACCUGGUGGGAGGGCUUGAACUUUUCCUGUCUAACACUUCCUGCCGUGGCAUUUCCAACGGGACUCACAUUAAUAUUCACUUUAGUCUGAAGACUUGCGGCACUGUGGUCCAGGUCAGUGAUGAUAAAAUCAUCGGCACUAACUUGGUGACAGGGUUACCGCGGUCAAGUCCCAGCAGCAAUGGGGAUUUAAUUGUGCGCACAAGCAAACUUCUACUACCAAUUACGUGUGAAUUUCCGCGCCAGUAUGAGGUGUCGGACGGCUACCUACCGAGUCUGCGCAACACAGCACUGGAGCUAGCGGGCCACAGCGAAGGAAUAUUCCCCUUCAGUUUGGAGCUGUUUAAGAGCGCUGAGUUUUCUGAACCGUACAACCAGCCUCCACAGCUGAAGUUACGCGACGUGUUGUACUUCGGCGUUGAGCCUCGGGAGCGGGUGGAUGGCCUCGCUGCUUUUGUUGAAAACUGUUUUGCCACACCUGGCCCCAAGGCUGACCAGGCCUUAAAGUAUUAUCUCAUCAAAGAUGGGUGCAUUUCCGAUGAAACGGUGCGUCAGCUUUCAGCUAAAGACGAGCUCUCCAAACACUACCAGGUCCCAGUCUUCAAGUUCAUUGGCAAGGACAACAGAGAGGUGUUUCUGCAUUGCCGUGUGCUGGUGUGUGGGCAGACGCAAGGGGAGUCUCGCUGUACACAGGGCUGCCGAAAGCGAUUGAGAAGAGAUCUCUGGACUGAUCAGCACCAAGAGCAAAACAUACUGUCCAGUGGGCCGAUUCACAUACUGCCAGAUCCAUGAGCCAGCAUAAAGAAAACAGCGCCAUCUACAGGCUAACUUAAUGUAUUUAAACACCAAUCACAGUUUGCACUGCAAAAAAAUGUUCAUUAACAGCUUCCAUAUUUUGUGUUUUUCAUUUAAUUACAGUUGUGAAUUGCAUUAUGCGAUGUUGAUCUCUGCUCUGUUGACUUUUGAUGUUGAAAAUUCAACUCUACAGUUUAAAAGUGACUUUUAUUAACAUUUAAGUAGAUUUAAAUAGUAUAAUGCAGUCGUCCCCAACCUUUUUAUUACCGUGGACCAGUCAACACUUGACAAUUUUUAGGGGGGGGCGGGGGUGUACAUACACUCAAAACUAUUUUUUUUCUCUUUCAAACUAAUUUAAAAUUAGCUGAAACAACACAAUUUUUGAGAUUUCAUUGGGACAACUUAAUUUUUAAUGUUUAAUCCACAUAAAUUUGUUAAAAGUGUUAAGUUAACCUUAUCAAUUUGUGUUUGGACAACAUGAAUGAUUUGUGGAACCCUGCAUUUUUUACAGUGUAUAUUGCUAGGUGACCAUCUAAUGUAUCUUUUUCUCAGAGGAUGACAAGCUGACAAAACAUUGCUGUACAAGUUUUAUCUAUGGAGAAAAUUAAUUUGUUCUGUGUUUGUCUGAGGUAUUUAGUCUACCGAAACACAAAGUAUGAAUGAACUAUUCCAUACAAAGUAUGAAGCUGAUCAGGCAGUUCUUGCCACGUGACUCCCGGUGCGCUCACAGAAUUCUGAAAAGCUGGGAUGUUUUCAACUGGGUUUACCUGGAAUUCGCGAGCGACUUGAGGUGCAUGUGUGCGACGCUCCCAAUAUGAGCAUGCGCCCCCAUUCUAAAUAACGAACUUGCAUGUGGAAAAGACACGAUAUUUGAUUGCAGCCGCCAUUAUUAUCUCCAGCAGUUGAUCUUCCUGCACAGACAUGCUGAAUUUACCUGCUUUGUUGACAAAUGGGUUGCAGAUCCAUUCAUUGGCAGCUCGUGGGUCCUUCACUUGCCCUUUUCCCAUUCAAAAAAGGAACUUUCCAAAGAUGUCUGUUUUUUACUCAUUUUGCUAGCUUGUGGGUUAAAUUUUGGCACUCAAGCGACCGAGAUAUAGCUGACAGAAUAUGAUAAUUUUUCAAAAUAAAAGAUUUUUUAAAAUAAAGAUCGUUCAGACUCAGAUAAUAAAUAAAACGGAAGUGAUUAAUGAUUUCCUGUGUUGCCCGGUACUAAUUGAUCGACCUACCGGCCUAUGGCCCGGGGGUUGGGGACCACUGGUAAUGUAAAAAAAUUAAUAUAGAGAGAAAUAAGUCUGUAAAAGCUGCCUGAUCUCACGAGAAAACGUAAGUAUUUUACGUUUUGUCAGUUUAGUGGCUAAUUCAGUCGUACGAAAUUGUAUGAUUUUAAAAAGGAGGCGUGGCACCUAACCCCACCCCUAAACCCAACCGUCAUUGGGGGAUGAGCAAAUCGUACAAAAAUGUACGAAUUAGAUUGUACAAAUUCAUACGAAUUAGCCACUAAAUCAAAAAGUUACGAAUUGCCGUGAGAUUGUGUUGGUAAAAGAACAGAAAAUGUGCUGGCAGUUUAUUACAAGGUGUUUGUAGCGUAAUAUACAACACCAACCCAGAGAAAAUAUAACUUUAAACUAUUAAACAUGUUCAUAAAAGUAACUUUUUCUAACUUUUCAAGGUUAAAAGUUGUUGGAAGAAAGAUCCCAUACGUCCCAUAAUGCAACUCAAAAGCAUUAAUAAAAACAUGAAUCACAAAAUAUGGAAAACCGCUACUUUACGGAUGUUUUUACAUUGUAGUCAGUAAUAAUCAUACAUGAAUUGAUAAGAGGAGGCUCUGUUGAAGCCUGCCUCAUCUCCACUGCUUCUAAUCCUAUUCUACGUUAUAUAAUCCUCACCUGACCAGAAAGAAAAAUGUAUCUCCAUCUGCAUUCAUUUGUUGUACUGUAAUGUGUGUACAAUUAACAAGCAUGGAAGCACAGAAUAAAUAAAAAGCUUAAAUGGC
Danio aesculapii is the source of this 3670-nucleotide messenger RNA. RefSeq names its product oncoprotein induced transcript 3 (gene oit3). NCBI's taxonomy places the organism in Eukaryota, Metazoa, Chordata, Actinopteri, Cypriniformes, Danionidae. Gene Ontology annotation, molecular function: calcium ion binding. The record is from RefSeq and is a predicted model, not a curated record.